AUGGCACAGAUUCUUCUACAUGGGACCCUCCAUGCCACAAUCUAUGAGGUGGAUAACCUUAAGGCUGGUAAUAGUGGUAAUAUCUUAACCAAGCUGAUACAUAACCUGGAGGAGACUAUUGGGAUUGGAAAAGGAAUUACGAAACUAUAUGCAACCAUUGAUCUAGAGAAGGCACGCGUGGGAAGGACUAGAAUUAUAGAAAAGGAGCACGCAAAUCCUAAAUGGCACGAGUCUUUUCACAUUUACUGUGCUCAUAUGGCAUCAAAUAUCAUAUUCACUGUGAAAGAUGACAACCCUAUUGGUGCAACCUUGAUUGGAAGAGGAUAUGUGCCAGUUGAGGAGAUCUUGGAUGGCAAAGAAAUAGAUAGGUGGGUUGAAAUAUUGAAUAAGCAUAAAAAACCAAUACAUUCACAUUCCAAGAUUCAUGUGAAACUGCAGUACUUUGAUGUUUCAAAAGACCUCAACUGGGGACAAGGCAUUAGAAGUCCUAAAUUCCCAGGAGUUCCUUACACUUACUUCUCACAAAGACAAGGAUGUAGGGUUUCCUUGUACCAAGAUGCUCAUGUUCCUGACAACUUUGUUCCCUCGAUUCCACUUGCUGGAGGCCACACUUACCAACCUCAUAGAUGUUGGGAAGAUGUUUUUGAUGCAAUCAACAACGCACAGCACUUGAUAUACAUUACGGGAUGGUCUGUUUACACUGAGAUUACGUUGGUAAGAGAUUCUAGGAGACCAAAGCCUGGAGGAGAUGCAACAUUCGGUGAGCUUCUAAAGAAAAAAGCACGUGAUGGUGUCAGGGUUUUGAUGCUUGUUUGGGAUGAUAGAACUUCGGUUCCUUUGUUAAAAAAAGAUGGGUUGAUGACUACUCAUGAUGAAGACACCGGGAACUACUUCUACGACAGCGAUGUGCACUGUGUUCUAUGCCCUCGCAACCCUGAUGAUGGUGGAAGCGUUGUGCAGGACAUGGAAAUUUUCUCCAUGUUUACACAUCAUCAGAAAAUUGUGGUAGUGGACAGUGCUUUGCCGAAUGGAAGAUCAGAUAAGCGAAGAAUUGUGAGUUUUGUGGGGGGUAUUGACCUCUGUGAUGGAAGAUACGACACUCAAUUUCACUCACUUUUCAGAACCUUGGGCACAGCACAUCAUGAUGAUUUUCAUCAGCCUAAUUUUCCACAUACUUCAAUAAAAAAAGGUGGCCCGAGGGAACCUUGGCAUGACAUUCACUCGCGGCUUGAAGGGCCAAUUGCAUGGGAUGUUUUGUUCAACUUUGAGCAAAGAUGGAAGAAGCAAGGUAGAAAGGACUUACUGAUUCCUCUGAGAGACCUUGAAGAUGUCAUUAUUCCUCCUUCCGCGGUAACUUACCCUGAUGAUCAUGAGACAUGGAACGUGCAGUUAUUUAGGUCCAUUGAUGGAGGGGCUGCUUUUGGGUUCCCAGAGACUCCCGAAGAAGCUGCUAGGUCUGGACUCAUCAGUGGGAAGGAUAAUAUAAUUGACAGGGGUAUUCAGGAUGCUUAUAUUAACGCCAUUCGACGUGCAAAGAAUUUCAUCUACAUUGAGAAUCAGUACUUCCUUGGAAGCUGUUAUGCAUGGAGUGCUGAUGGCAUUAAGCCAGAAGACAUUGGUGCAUUGCAUCUUAUCCCGAGGGAGCUUUCACUUAAGAUUGUUAGUAAGAUUGAAGCUGGGGAAAGGUUCAGUGUGUAUAUUGUGGUUCCAAUGUGGCCAGAAGGUUACCCAGAGAAAGGAACAGUUCAGGCAAUAUUAGACUGGCAGAGAAGAACAAUGGAUAUGAUGUAUAAGGAUGUUGUUGGAGCACUAAAGGCAAAGGGCAUUGAGGAAGAUCCUCGGAACUAUUUGACAUUCUUCUGCCUUGGUAAUCGGGAGGUGAAGAAAGAAGGAGAGUACGAGCCUCCAGAAAGACCAGAUCCUGAUACAGAUUAUAUGAGAGCUCAAGAGUCUAGACGCUUCAUGAUUUAUGUUCAUGCCAAGUUGAUGAUAGUUGAUGACGAAUACAUAAUCAUUGGAUCUGCCAACAUAAACCAGAGAUCAAUGGAUGGUGCUAGAGACUCUGAGGUUGCGAUGGGUGCAUAUCAACCCUAUCAUCUGGCUAGGAGGCAACCUGCAAGGGGUCAGAUCCAUGGUUUCCGCAUGUCAUUGUGGUACGAGCACCUUGGCAUGCUUCAUGACUCCUUCCUCCACCCUGAAAGUGAAGAAUGUAUUAAGAAGGUAAACCAGAUUGGUGACAAGUAUUGGGAUCUCUAUACUACUGACCCACUUGAACAAGACCUUCCUGGCCACCUUCUUCGCUAUCCAAUUGCAAUUUCAAGCGAAGGAAGUGUGACACAACUGAAAGAAUUUGAGUUCUUCCCUGACACCAAGGCUCCUGUUCUUGGUGCCAAAUCUGACUACAUGCCACCUAUCCUUACUACUUAG
Molecule: messenger RNA, 2427 nt
Organism: Sphenostylis stenocarpa
Lineage: Eukaryota; Viridiplantae; Streptophyta; Magnoliopsida; Fabales; Fabaceae
Source: the annotation of a GenBank genome assembly